CUGUACUCCCGCCACUUCUAAAAUUUACUCGUUGACUUUUAUCGAAGUAAAAUAUUUAACGUAUAAACGUGGAGAUGGAAAGUGAAGAAGACUCGACACAACCUCCAGAACAAGACAUCACACCACAACACUUCCCUAUCGAAAUUCUAGAAACUGAAGGCUUCAGUCAACAGUCCAGUGGAGAUGAAAAAUCAGGGAUGAAAUUUGAUGUUCUUUUUGACCCAAACUGUAGUCAGUGUAAACCUUUAACAAGACACUUUAUCAGUAAAACCAACAAGAAUACUCUUCCAUAUUACACCCCUGAGGGCAUGAACUGUUGUUCCUACACGGCAAUUAUUAUAAAAAUGUUCAAAACUUAUACCCAGCAACUCAUCAAGGCCCAGAGACAGAGUAAAACGACGACAUCGUGGGGAAAACCAGUCAUGCCAGGCCGUCAUCAUUCUAAAACUAUCGACUUAAAAAAACGAGGAUGCUUGUCUGUAAACAUGGAUAGCUCAGCCGAUGAAAAUGAAAAAAUUUCUCCUCGAAAACUUUCACCGGAUGUUUUUGAUUUGAAUAAUGUUUCGAAAUUUGAUGUUGAAAAAAGAACACUCAUCCCAUCUCCUGUAAAAGAAAGUUAUCAAUUAAAUUUUGUUGAUAAAUCAAAAGACGAAGGAGAUUCAAAAUUGUACAAUUAUGAUAUAGAGACGCAGAUAUAUAACGAGAUCCAAUCGUCUGAGAAUGAGGCGGCAGACGACAGUGAUUUCGUACCUGAAAAGGAAUCUUCGAAACAAAGACGUGCAAAACCGAAAUCAAAGCCGACACGUAAACGGAAAAAAUCCAUAUCUCCAAUAGAAUUUACAUCCAAGAAAACUCCACAGAAAAUUGUUAGUGAUUUCUUUAUGCAAAUUCAUGAUAGCCAAUCAAAAUUCAUCCAGUCAACUUCAAGCCAAUGGCUUUCUAAGGAUUCAGAACUUGACCAAUCAGCUUCAAAAGACUCAAAAUCAAAUUUUAAAGAUUCAAAAUCCAGCCAAUCAAAUUUUAAAGAUUUAAAAUCUAGCCAAUCAAACUAUAGUUCCAAAGAUGAUUUGAUUCUUGCCAGUCAAGAUUCCAAUGAGAUUUUGAAUCCUCAAGGAGAUAUUUAUUCUACUCAAGUCUCUCAACAAAAACGAACGCCAAGACUGGGGAGACCUGCAAGAAAAAAAGCAAAAGUGGAGACGCUACCAAAACGUAGAAUUUCAAUUUCCAGUGAUGACGAACUUCUUGAAAAACACUUAAAAGAUGUCAGCGUCAAAAAAAUCAAACUGAAUCCAAUUUCUCUUGAUAAAGACAACAUUUUUAAUGAAGGGGAUUCAAAAAUCAGAUCAAAAACAACACGAACAUAUCAAAAAAAGGCAAGAAAUAAAAAACCGGUGGAACCUGAUCCUGAAAAUGCCGUAGAUUUUGACCAACUUCUGUCUCUACCGACUCUACAUUACUCCCCUCAAUCUAGUCAAAAAACCACUAGUCCCAAAAACAGUCAGUCAGACCGAGAAAACGUUUUGUCUCGAAAUGUUCGUCAAAUUCAAGGAGAGUCGAGUGACAUAUCAUCCGAGUCACCCAUAAAAACUGUGAUUAAACGCAAAUCUUUCUCUUUGUGGGACAGUGAAGACGAAUUAGACUCUAAUUUGAUUGAACGAGCAAGUUGUAACCAAUCAAAAACAGUCGUGAAUGUGAAACCAAUGCAACAGACGGUUACCAAGGACAAUGGACCAAGUACAUCACAAGUUACCUCCCCUGGCCACCAAUCUAACGUCAAUGUUGUUACACCAAUCAGACGCCUAGCCCUCGAAGUACAGCCAGAAGAUAUAUCCAAUCAAGAGGAAGAUGAGGUAGAAGAAGUUAUAGAAUGUCCAUUAUGUGGAAACAACUUUUCUUCAAACAUGAUAGAACGCCAUGCUGCUACUUGCGGGGAAGAGGAAAUACAAGAAGAAGAUAUCCCAGUCCCAGCAAGGCCUUUUUUAAACACAGAACGAAAUCCAAGAGAUGAAGUUGAUGUAAAUUUGAAUCCAACAUCACUUAGUCCUCAUGGUUUUGGAAAAAUAUCAGACUCUCAAAGUUUAUAUAAAGCGUCAAAUGAUUGGCCAGGAAAGAAGACAGAGAUUCAAGAGGCAAUGCAAAAGGACUUCCAUCACAGUCCAAGUGCAGCUCAAUUUCUUCAGAUAGAACAGAAUAAUGCAAACGCAAAACAAGAGGUUUCAAAUUACCAUCGAAGAGGAUGA
Lottia gigantea (owl limpet) is the source of this 2240-nucleotide messenger RNA. RefSeq lists its product as hypothetical. Lineage: Eukaryota; Metazoa; Mollusca; Gastropoda; Lottiidae. Bases 75 to 2240 code for a protein of 721 amino acids. The transcript is spliced from 8 exons. The record is from RefSeq and is a predicted model, not a curated record.